Zerene cesonia (dogface butterfly) is the source of this 609-nucleotide messenger RNA. RefSeq lists its product as uncharacterized. Lineage: Eukaryota; Metazoa; Arthropoda; Insecta; Lepidoptera; Pieridae. The coding region runs from base 126 to 404 and encodes 92 amino acids. The record is from RefSeq and is a predicted model, not a curated record. The transcript has 3 exons.
GUAAGUCACAGUAUAUUGGAUCAGACAAUAUUUGAUUAGCGCGGGUGGAGUGUAAACUGGUAAGAAACGUGUUUUCUCCUUACGUGUUCACUGUUCAGUUGUGGUUAUUAUAUUUUUUAACAGUUAUGAAGAAGAACAAGAGCCAUUUUUCUGGUAAGAAAACGUCUAAACCACAAAAGGAAUCCCCUCAGGCGGAGGAGAACUCGCUGCCAAAGUUGGAUUCCCUCGAUGAGGAAAACCAAGGCUUCGGCGGCUGGCUGAGAUCAGACGAUGGCUUGGAGAACAUGAAACUAUUCGUCAUAGCUAACAGCAUUGUUUUACUAACGACUUUGGUGUACCCCCAGCUGCAAACUGUAUUCGAUAUUAUAUCCGAAACUGUAUAUGGCACUGAAACGGAAUACUAAAUUGUGCUAAUUUCAUCAGUAAGAAUUACAUUUCUAUGUUAAGCUCUGCGUUACUGUAAUUACUGCGGCGUUUUGUCUACUGAAAUAGUUCUAAGUAUAUAAAACAAUAAUUUAAACUCUAAUGUUAUAUAGUAUACGCCUCCAUUUACGUGAACAAUAUCUUAAAAACUGUUUCCAAAAAUAAAGAACAUAGCUUUUAAUAAGA